UAGUCGGAUAGGAACUAGCUGCUAUGGUCACGCUGUCAAUGUGCGAGUGAUUGAGGCAUCUGCUCACACAGCCUCAAACUUUGCCACCAUGUUCGUCUUAGUAGAGAUGGUGGAUACUGUGCGGACUACGCCCUGGCAAUUUGACCGCAAGCUCAAUGAUUCCAUAGUGGAAGAGCUGAACAAGAAAUUAGCCAACAAGGUGGUGUAUAACGUGGGUCUCUGCAUCUGUCUCUACGACAUCACCAAGCUAGAAGACUCCUACAUCUUCCCUGGAGACGGAGCGUGUCACACAAAAGUCCAUUUUCGCUACAUCGUUUUCCGUCCCUUCCUUGAUGAAAUCCUGAUGGGAAAGAUCAAAGGCUGCAGCCAGGAGGGCGUUCACUUGUCUCUUGGCUUCUUUGAUGAUAUUUUGAUACCUCCAGAGUCCUUGCAACAGCCGGCUAAAUUUGAUGAGGCAGAGCAGGUUUGGGUGUGGGAAUAUGAGACGGAGGAGGGGGCUCACGAUCUUUACAUGGACAUAGGGGAGGAUAUACAAUUCAGAGUUGUGGACGAGACUUUCUUAGACACUUCUCCAACUGGACCCACUGCUACAGAUGCCUCAUCUGGAGAGGCCCCAGAGGAAGUUCAGCGCAAGGAAGCACCUUACACGUUGGUGGGCUCUAUAAGUGAGCCAGGACUGGGGCUGCUCUCCUGGUGGACCAACAACUAACCAAGGAAUUCGGAGUUCUGGACUUUAGAUGUUGUCAACCAUUCAGGUUGCAGAGAUUUCCAGGAUACGUGUGCGGAGAACGGUGCCAAGUGAUGGCUGGGACCAGCAACAUCUGGAAAUAAAACAGCUGAAAGCAGUCUGCAGGAGGAAGAACGUACUGUUCACAACAAAGCCACCUCUUAUCUGUUAUACAAGUGGGGUGAACUCACGUUGUGCUAAAUGUAUAUAUAUUAUUUUUGUAUUUAGUUUUAUUAAAUGGACUUCAUAUGGAAAGCAGCACAUUCUGUAACUAGAGCUGUUAUCUAUAUUUUGGGAAUGUCAGCUUUUGUAACCUUCCUCAUGCUUCAUGUUACUGUAGGACACAUAAGAGUAUUAAGCACUUUGGGACUGCUGGGUAAUAGGCACUUCCUGCUCACACUCCCCGCAAAAGGGGGGUGCGCUGUAGGUUGAGCAGAGAGUGAAUAUGGGGUGACUCAGGCUUCCUCUCCAUACAGAGAUUUGCCUGUGCAUUAGAUCACCUUCUUGCUUGGUGUCCCUGGGGCUACAAGGCCAACCGCAACUAAAUAAAACCCACUUAACUACAAUAAACCCACAUGUGUGUUGCUUCUUGGGCAGAAAACCAUCUCUGGGUAUUUUACAUUAUACCUGUGUGCCCCCUUUAUUUAAUCUCAGAUUCUUGCUUCUUCAUAAGGAAAACAAAUAAAUAAUAACCAGGAUAGUCAUGCCACAGUGUCACCAGUCACCACUAAUGGGCACUCACACGCAUGAUACUGGUAUUUCUGUAGCCCUGCUUUCUGGGUGUUGGGAGGGGGGAGGAGAAGAGAGAAAUUACCCAUAGGUACUUGUGCAGAACUAGAUCUAGCAGGCGCAUGGUGCCAAGCAGAGAGAACUGGGUAACCUGGCAGCAGCAUUUAUUGUGACGUGUCCAGCAUUAAAGAAAAUAAACAGUCUAGAAAUAUAGUAACAACUCACAGGUAAAAUGUCCUGUUUCAAUUACAUUAAAGCUACAAAAAAAACUUGUAGGUAAGAAAGGGCAAAAACUACACGUUCCAGAUACUAACAGGAAGUGAAUGUUUGUGUGAACCUCAUCUAUAGGGAUAGACCUCAAAAUGAACUAUACAUAAACACAGGAAUAUCGGGGGGGGGGGGGUGUUGUUUAUGCUUUUAUUAAAUAUGGAUUAAAAUGUUUUUUAGAUGCAUUAGAAAACAAAUUACUUUAAAUGUUUCCUGUGUUUGCUUUACCUUGGUGCUUUCAAAUUCUUGCUUGGUGAUGUCUGCGCACCAUUAUGCAUGAAAUGCAUCACAUGUACAACUUUUUGUUUUAAUAAACGUAUUGUCAGUA
Bombina bombina (fire-bellied toad) is the source of this 2051-nucleotide messenger RNA. It is a transcript of the gene POLR3H, whose product is annotated as RNA polymerase III subunit H. The record is from RefSeq and is a predicted model, not a curated record. Bases 89 to 709 code for a protein of 206 amino acids. Gene Ontology annotation, molecular function: DNA binding; DNA-directed RNA polymerase activity. Gene Ontology annotation, biological process: transcription initiation at RNA polymerase III promoter; DNA-templated transcription. Lineage: Eukaryota; Metazoa; Chordata; Amphibia; Anura; Bombinatoridae. The transcript is spliced from 7 exons. Gene Ontology annotation, cellular component: RNA polymerase III complex.